Molecule: messenger RNA, 3407 nt
Organism: Rhinopithecus roxellana (golden snub-nosed monkey)
Lineage: Eukaryota; Metazoa; Chordata; Mammalia; Primates; Cercopithecidae
Gene: SLC9B2
Product: solute carrier family 9 member B2
Exons: 13
Coding region: 636-2249 (537 amino acids)
Biological process (GO): proton transmembrane transport
Cellular component (GO): membrane
Molecular function (GO): antiporter activity
Source: RefSeq, a predicted model, not a curated record
CGGGGUCUCGUCAUCUCCGGGAAGACUCGGCGCCUGGGUCUGCGCUCUCUGGGUAAGCUUUCUGGGAAGCUUCCCAGGGAGCUCGCUGGUCCUGGCCGCAGAAGCCUGAGGACCCACCCAAUGAGGAUAAGCAGCUGAAAGGCCGCGCGGUGCCGCUUGAGGCCCCGGGACGUAGGCCGGUACGUGGUCGGCCUGGCACCACCUUUCCGGGGGAAGCCAUGCGCCCCCUGCAUCGCACGCGGCUCUGCACCCGCGCCGCCCGACCCGAAACCCGGCGGAGGGCACACUGGGCUGCCGCUGCGGGCCCCGGUCCAGCCCACGCUUACUCCAGAGCCUGUACGGGAGCCGACGGGUCGGACCUCCCGGCGCGGAGUCGCCCCGCGGGUAUGUGCGAAAGGCGGGGCCGCCUACACGCGGUGCAGCGCCCUGAGGCCGGUUAUCUGCAGUCACCGCAGUUUCCCGGCUCUGCUUGGGACGAUGCGCGAACCGGGAAUCCCAGAGCGCGGUGGCUAGACCAGGCUCCGCUGCCUCCCCAGCGGCCCCUUUCCUAAUGGUUCAGACGGAACCUGGUCGACUCCGCCGGAGACUGCCAGAUCUCGUUCCUCUUCCCUCUGUCAUCUUCUUAAUUAUAAAUAAUGGGGGAUGAAGAUAAAAGAAUUACAUGUGAAGAUUCAGAACCAUCCACAGGAAUGAAUCACAUGCCCUCCAUGCAUCAAGAAACACAGGAGGAGACAGUUAUGAACCUCAAAGGUAUAGAUGCAAAUGAACCAACAGAAGGGAGUAUCCUUUUGAAAAGCAGUGAAAAAAAGCUACAAGAAACACCAACUGAAGCAAAUCAUAUACAAAGGCUGAGACAAAUGCUGGCUUGCCCUCCACAUGGUUUACUGGACAGGGUCAUAACAAAUGUUACCAUCUUUGUUCUUCUGUGGGCUGUAGUUUGGUCAAUUACUGGCAGUGAAUGUCUUCCUGGAGGAAACCUAUUUGGAAUUAUAAUCCUAUUCUAUUGUGCCAUCAUUGGAGGUAAACUUUUGGGGCUUAUUAAGUUACCUACAUUGCCUCCACUGCCUUCUCUUCUUGGCAUGCUGCUUGCAGGGUUUCUCAUCAGAAAUAUCCCAGUCAUCAACGAUAAUGUACAGAUCAAGCACAAGUGGUCUUCCUCUUUGAGAAGCAUAGCCCUGUCUAUCAUCCUGGUUCGUGCUGGCCUUGGUCUGGAUUCAAAGGCCCUGAAGAAGUUAAAGGGCGUUUGUGUAAGACUGUCCAUGGGUCCCUGUAUUGUGGAGGCGUGCACAUCUGCUCUUCUGGCCCAUUACCUGCUGCAUUUACCGUGGCAAUGGGGAUUUAUACUGGGUUUUGUUUUAGGUGCUGUAUCUCCAGCUGUCGUGGUGCCUUCAAUGCUCCUUCUGCAGGGAGGAGGCUAUGGUGUUGAGAAGGGUGUCCCGACCUUGCUCAUGGCAGCUGGCAGCUUUGAUGACAUUCUGGCCAUCACUGGCUUCAACACAUGCUUGGGCAUAGCCUUUUCCACAGGCUCCACUGUCUUUAACGUCCUCAGAGGAGUUUUGGAGGUGGUAAUUGGUGUGGCAACUGGAUCUGUUCUUGGAUUUUUCAUUCAGUACUUUCCAAGCUGUGACCAGGACAAACUUGUGUAUAAGAGAACAUUCCUUGUGCUGGGGUUGUCUGUGCUAGCUGUGUUCAGCAGUGUGCAUUUUGGUUUCCCUGGAUCAGGAGGACUGUGCACGUUGGUCAUGGCUUUCCUUGCAGGCAUGGGAUGGACCAGCGAAAAGGCAGAGGUUGAAAAGAUAAUUGCAGUUGCCUGGGACAUUUUUCAACCCCUUCUUUUUGGACUAAUUGGAGCAGAGGUAUCUAUUGCAUCUCUCAGACCAGAAACUGUAGGCCUUUGUGUUGCCACCGUAGGCAUUGCAGUAUUGAUAAGAAUUUUGACUACAUUUCUGAUGGUGUGUUUUGCUGGUUUUAACUUAAAAGAAAAGAUAUUUAUUUCUUUUGCAUGGCUUCCAAAGGCCACAGUUCAGGCUGCAAUAGGAUCUGUGGCUUUGGACACAGCAAGGUCGCAUGGAGAGAAACAAUUAGAAGACUACGGAAUGGAUGUGUUGACAGUGGCAUUUUUGUCCAUCCUUAUCACAGCCCCAAUUGGAAGUCUGCUUAUUGGUUUACUGGGCCCCAGGCUUCUGCAGAAAGUUGAACAUCAAAAUAAAGAUGAAGAAGUUCAAGGAGAGACUUCUGUGCAAGUUUAGAGGAAGCGUGGAUUAUAUUCCUGGAAACUUUGGGACUGAAAGGCCAAAGCUUCUGGGUCCACCAUCAACGCAGCUCCGCUUUCAUUUCUUUCACAUUCAACUUUCCACAUAAGAUUUCAGGCGGGGGAAAAAAAACAAACAAAAAAGGUUUUAUAUUGAUAACAGUAUAUUGUUUACUUUGUACACAGUGUCUUUGUUCCAGACACUUGCUAUGUCUCAUUUAUUCUCACACCACCACCACAGCGUCCUUUAGAGAUGAGAAGACAACCUCAGGGAGAUGAUGUAUUUGCCUAGGUCCCAUAGCUAGCAAGUGACAGUGCUGCAGUUUAAGCUCAGGCCGUCUUGGGGAGAGACCGUGCUCUUUUACCAUUGCGCUUCAAGCUGACUUUAGGGGAAACAAUCUGAGUUUUGACAAGUUUACUUCUGGCACAUGCAGUCCCGAGCACUGCUUUUUGGCUAAAAUGCCCAGUGAUGUCAACUCUGUCCCUGGAUUUCUACAACCCGAUGAGUCAAUAUUCAGAAGAGACGUCAAAAGGAAAGGGUUCAAUAGACAGAAAACACACCAGACAGUCCCAGGAGCCCCAGAACCCUGGUCUCUGCCGCGCGGCCAAGACGUCACUUAAACGCGCUGCCGCGCACCCCGCCCCGCCCCGCCCCGCUCCGCUCCUGCGCGGAAGUCUAGCCGGGCUUUUGCGUCACUACCCUGCCCACCUGGGUGGCGCGUGGUUUACGCAACGGUUACUGAGCUCCUGGGCCAGCGAGGGCUGCGCAGGAAGUUGUAGGUACGGCCCAUUUUUCUUAACUCCGCCCUUCCAAGCCCUUUGGCGCCAGUCCCGGGUCUCCGGCUAUCAUUCACUUGCGGUAGGCCCCAGGAGGGCCUUUCCUCCCCCUCAGUUCAAUGGGAUGCUUGGGCUCCUCUCCCAGACGCUGGGAAAAUAGCCACAGACAUUGUCUCUCCUCUCUGUGAUUCCUUUCCUUACUCUCUCAUCCCACAUCUCUCUUCUUUGUUCUCUCUUCCUCCUGUUUUUCUUAUUUUACGAAUACUCUGCAGUAAGAAAGAAGAGAUCUGUCAGUCAAGAUUGACUGCAAAAUUAAUUUUAUUAAGCGUGUACUAUUUUACAAAUGGUGGAUCCCUGCAAAUAAACCUUCACAUACAUG